AUGGGGAUCGUACAAUCAUUAGAUGAUGACUUGCUGCUACCCUUCCCAUCAUUUGAGGAGUGGCCCAGGCAUUCCCACCGCCACGUCAGAGACUGUCAGCCCAACAUAUUUGGUAACGCCACCCACGAAACAUUCCCAGCACAUAGCAGCCUUCACACAACUGCCACAUCUACCACUAGAUACUUUGUAACCAAGGUGGUGGACUCCCUUGAGAACGUUAAGAAUGGUUACGGACAUUAUACAGUGAUCAACAACCCACUGAGGACUUUCUCAGUGGUGGAGCCGGGUGGAUCAAAUGGCUGUAUGGAGCCAAGAAGAAGGACAGUCACACAGACAUCCCAGACUCGUACCUGUCACGUGGCUCUCAAUGCAGGGUUCUUUGACACUCGCACAGGGGCGUGUCUGGGGAACGUGGUGACAGACGGUCAACGUGUUCAAGACUCUGGGGGGAUUCAAAAUGCCAACUUUGGGAUCAGAAAAGAUGGAACGAUCGUAGUUGGCUAUCUGUCUGAGCAGGAUGUGCUAAGAGAAGACAACCCCUUCGUACAACUGGUGUCUGGAGUUAUCUGGUUGGUCAGGAACGCUACCGUCUAUGUGAACGAGAGUAGAACCACCGAAUGUGCAGACAUACAGGAAACUGGCACCCUGGAUAGGUUUGUUAAUGUGGUGUCAGCUAGGACUGCAGUAGGACAUGACGAGGAGGGGAGGGUUGUCCUGGUGCACAUAGAGGGACAGACAGGAGACAGAGGAGUGAAUUUGUGGGAGUUUGCAGAUUACUUGCUCAGUCUUGGGCUGGUGAAUGCUGUCAACCUGGACGGAGGCGGGUCUGCCACAAUGGUGAUAAAUGGGACUGUUGUUAACUACCCUUCGGACCGCUGUGCUGACGACCGAGCGUUCCGCUGUGCCCGUGCAGUCUCCACCAUCCUGUGUGUCCACGAUCCAGAUGAUGUGACAUCAGACUGCAGAGUGGUCAGCUCUUACACCUGUCUGAAUGUCACAAUUUUGGGUGUCAUUCUGAGUUGGAUUCUGCAGUAACACACAAGAACACACACUAGUGCUAGGACAUUUGGCGUGUGGCUAAUGAGUUCCAGUUUUGAGUGCCUUGUAAAAGAGCUGUGACAGAAGUUGCAGACCUUCUAGGUUUUAUGUUGUUUUCAUCUGAGGAACUGUCAUCAAUUUGGAGUGGUAGAUAUAUCUUGGUUUGACAAAAAAGUGACACAGGUUUUAAAUUAGGACUUUUGGUAGCUUGCAUCGUAGCAUGUUUUUAUGAUCAGCAUGACUGUAGAUUGUACAUGUAUUGAAGGAUUGGCAUUUUUUUAGUUGUAGUGUUAAGGUAAAGGUACAGAUAAUCAGAUGGUGUGAAUGUUAAUGCCUUUCCUUUCAUUGAAUUACAGUGUGCAUGUGCUGAAGUGUGAAUUACUAUAGAUUAAACUUUUUUAGUGUAGAAAGUCAUGGCUCAGUGAUUGUUGGGGACAGGGAGUGCAGGAGUCUGUUGUAACAGUUAUGUUCUUUGAUCAUCCAGAAAUGUGAAGAUGACUCAUGUGCGUCAUGUGUACUAGAAGUAAAUUAUGUGGAUCCAUUGUAGGUGGGAAGGGGUGUGGCCUUUCAUUCCACAGUUUUUUGGGUCAUUUGGAGUGGAAGAAAGUAGUUGUUUGAGUGUUUGAGAUUUACAGACUAUUUUGUGGAUGAGGUAUGAUAAAGUUUGAAAAUUUGAACCUUAUGGUGAAUAAAGAUGAAGUAGAAAAA
Messenger RNA from Branchiostoma floridae (Florida lancelet), 1746 nucleotides. Its product is annotated as N-acetylglucosamine-1-phosphodiester alpha-N-acetylglucosaminidase-like. Lineage: Eukaryota; Metazoa; Chordata; Leptocardii; Amphioxiformes; Branchiostomatidae. The record is from RefSeq and is a predicted model, not a curated record. The coding region runs from base 1 to 1035 and encodes 344 amino acids. The transcript has 6 exons.